AUGUUGUAUUCGAACAUAAACAACCAUUACCUGAAUAGCAAUAAGAAUGUGACGUCUUUGCCUACAAUGUUUACAGCAACAACACCGUCCUUAUUCUCUAUAGCGGAUCAACAUGAUGAUAACAAUAACUACGAAUCAAAAUUAAAAGAAAUGGAAGAUUACUAUGUAAAGAAUCUACUUAAUGAUACCGAUGACAUAGAACCUGAUACACGUUCAAAACAACUACGAACUAACAAUAACGUUAUGAAUAACACUAUUGCCACUAGUGCAUCUUUAAUCGCAUCACAGAGACAGCCAAUCUCUACGCAUCCUUACUAUUCUCAAAUGAACCACUUCCAAGAAAUGACAUUACCAGGAAAUGAACAAAGGCAAAUACGGACAACGAGAAAUAAUAUUGUAGGAGGCCCGCUACAACAAUAUCUAAGCAAUAAUAACAACUAUAGCAACUUAAUGAAUGAAAAUGAUCUCCUUUCAUUUCCGGUUAUGGCACCACCGAAUGAUAAUAGUAUUGUUUCAGCACAUAAAUCGCAUAAAAAUUCAUUAGAAGUAGAAAUUAAUUCAAAUUUUAUCCCAAGUUCGAACGUUUUACCACUGACUACUGAAAACUUAGAAAAAUUAUCCCUUUCAGAGGUGCCACCUGCAGUCAUUAACCAACCGACACUCCCUAUUCAAAAAACCACACCAAAAUCACCUAUACAUUAUACUCAGUCACAUUCGCAUCCUCAAAAUAUUCAACAACAGCAUCAUCAUCAUCAUCAUCAUCAACAACAACAGCAGCAUCAACAACAAAACGUCAAUAAGCAACUGUAUAAAACAGAACUUUGUGAAUCAUUCACUACAAAGGGUCACUGUAAAUAUGGCAACAAAUGUCAGUUUGCACAUGGGUUACACGAACUAAAGAUUAAACAAAGGUCGAACAAUUUUAGAACCAAACCCUGUGUAAAUUGGACAAAAUUAGGAUAUUGCCCCUACGGGAAACGUUGUUGUUUUAAACACGGCGAUGAUAGAGAUAUUCAAAUUUAUAUUAAAGCUGGCGCAUUAGUACCAGAAGAAGGUGACGAAGGUGAACAUGUUAUGAAACAUAAGAAUUUGCAUGCAAACGUCAAGGAGUUACAACGUAUAACCUGGUGA
Messenger RNA from Naumovozyma castellii, 1131 nucleotides. It is a transcript of the gene CTH1, whose product is annotated as putative mRNA-binding protein CTH1. The record is from RefSeq and is a predicted model, not a curated record. Lineage: Eukaryota; Fungi; Ascomycota; Saccharomycetes; Saccharomycetales; Saccharomycetaceae. The transcript has a single exon. The coding region runs from base 1 to 1131 and encodes 376 amino acids.